This is a messenger RNA of Rhinolophus ferrumequinum (greater horseshoe bat), 1456 nucleotides long. RefSeq names its product small nuclear ribonucleoprotein 13 (gene SNU13). Gene Ontology annotation, molecular function: RNA binding. Gene Ontology annotation, biological process: mRNA splicing, via spliceosome; ribosome biogenesis; maturation of SSU-rRNA. The transcript has 3 exons. Lineage: Eukaryota; Metazoa; Chordata; Mammalia; Chiroptera; Rhinolophidae. Gene Ontology annotation, cellular component: nucleolus; U4/U6 x U5 tri-snRNP complex; small-subunit processome. The record is from RefSeq and is a predicted model, not a curated record. The coding region runs from base 109 to 495 and encodes 128 amino acids.
GUUCGGCCAUUUUUCCUCUUGCCUUGCGACUUUCCGGCGCAGGCGAGCGCUCCUGUUCUGACGUCGGUGGCGCUUCUUGAGGAGAGGCGAGACCGCGGAACCACAGCUAUGACUGAGGCUGAUGUAAAUCCGAAGGCUUACCCUCUCGCAGAUGCCCACCUCACCAAGAAACUAUUGGACCUCGUUCAGCAGUCGUGUAACUAUAAGCAGCUUCGGAAAGGAGCCAAUGAAGCCACCAAAACCCUCAACAGGGGCAUCUCUGAGUUCAUUGUGAUGGCUGCAGACGCUGAGCCCCUGGAGAUCAUCCUGCACCUCCCACUGCUGUGUGAAGACAAGAACGUGCCCUACGUGUUUGUGCGCUCCAAGCAGGCACUGGGGCGGGCCUGUGGGGUCUCCAGGCCUGUCAUCGCCUGUUCUGUCACCAUCAAAGAAGGCUCACAGCUGAAGCAGCAGAUCCAGUCCAUUCAGCAGUCCAUUGAAAGGCUCUUAGUCUAAACUGGUGGCCUGUGCCACACUGUCCCUGCCGACUCCUCCCCUGGGGUUAUGUAUCAUAUUGUCCGGGUUAGCAUGUAGUGUUUUCAGCUACCUUUUAUUGUUAUAAAAUAUUGUAGUACUAACUCUGAUUUUUACAUUUUUGUAUUAUUUUUGUUUUGUCGUACAAGUCAUCGUCCCCACCCUGAUCUACCCUUCCUCUUUCUCUCUGCCAUCUUUCUUCCCUUUUGAAGAAUGCCCAGAACAGGCAGAAGCAGAGUGAUGACACCAUUCAAGGGCAGGGAAGAGUCAGGAUGGCGAUCUGCUUCCAACUUUCGGGCACUGCCUCCUGUGUGCAGGGCACGAUGAAGUCACCACCAGCCCCUGGGCAUCCUUUGUGCCUGGCAUACAGAAGCAUUCCAUACGUGUUCAAUGAUCUAAGAGCUUCCUUUGCUCUCUAGGGGAUUAUAUGUCAUUUAGGGAGGAAGCAUGGAUUCUGUGAGGUUGUGAGUUGUGUGCCCAAGUGUCAUUUGCUCAUGUACCCCUGCUGUUUGCUUUGGGUAAUAGGAUAUUAUGUUCCCAACUCCCAACUGUAUCCCUGAGGGUGGCAGGACAGCAGCAUACCAAAGAGAUAUGUGCUGCAGAAUUAAGAGGUGGCCUGGGCGAGGGAGUUAUGGGGCAGUUGACCUAGGUCUUGAACGAGUCUGGAAUAGCAAGAAAAGAGGUUCAACCGGUGCUGACAUGAAGGAUCCUGGGCGUCAUGGAGACCUGGAAGCUACCGCAGAGAUGAUGGAGUCCAAGGAAACAUCCUCUCUGGGGGAUGGAGAUUUCUUCAGUGGACACUUGGUACCAGCUCUGAGAGCCCUUACCCAUUUCCUGCCACGAUGUGGGUCAGAUGUAUGUAUUCUUUAGAUCACAUCAGAAGGACAGUGCUAACGUGUUAUUCUUGUGAGCGUCCUAGUAAAGAAAUAUAUUCAUACUACAA